GUGCAGGCAAAGCUAAGUAACAACCAAACAAAUCCUCUAAUCUUUCCUUUUAUUUUUCUCCAAAGGAAAAAUAAUAAUAAUAUGUAAACUUCCCACCUUGAAAACUCACCCAAAUUACAUCAAACAUAUAUGAUAUAUAUACAUAAUAAGAUAAUGAAGCUACAUGCCAUGUCCUGUAGAGGUUCUAAGUCUGAAGUCUCUUUCUCCAUUAACAACUUCCUUCUUCCUCCAUGUAUCUUGUUAAUAAAACCUCCUCAAGAAACAUGAUAUCUAACCUAAACACAAAGCAAGGUUAGGUGACUGAUAGCAACUUUCAACAUUUCCUUCCUUUUUUUUACAACUCUUCACCUCUGCUUCUUGCAAUUCCAUACUCUUCUCUUUCUUUCUAAAUUGAGGAAGCUGAUAAUCUCUCUCUGGGUUUUCUUGGUGAGUUUGUUUUCAGGUUAUAGGAGAGAAAUGCAGCUGCAUAUAUCGCCCAGCUUGAGGCAUGUCACGGUGUUUCCGGGGAAAGGAGUUAAAGAAUUCAUCAAAGUAAAUGUUGGGUCGAGAAGGGUUUCAUAUAGAAUGCUCUUCUAUUCACUUCUCUUCUCCACUUUCCUCAUCCGCUUUGUGUUUCUGUUAACCACUGUCGAUGACAUUGAUGGAGAUGUCAAAUGCUCGACAAUUGGUUGCUUGGGAAAAAGACUAGGACCAAGGAUUCUGGGGAGAAAGCUGGAGUCAAAUGUAAUCUACCAACCUGUCCCGGAAGUUAUGUACCACGUACUAGAAGAACCGCUUAGCCAAGAAGAACUAAAAGGAAGGUCUGACAUACCUCAGUCACUGGAAGAAUUCAUGGCUGAAAUGAAAGAGACCAAAACAGAUGCAAAGACAUUUGCGGUCAAGCUUAGAGAAAUGGUCAUCCUUCUUGAACAAAGAACAAGAACAGCCAAAAUCCAAGAAUAUCUAUACCGCCAUGUAGCAUCAAGCAGCAUACCUAAACAGCUCCACUGUCUGGCUUUGAGACUUGCCAGCGAACACUCCACCAAUGCAGCUGCCCGCCUCCAGCUCCCGUCCCCAGAGCUUGUCCCAGCCCUUGUUGACAACUCGUACUUCCACUUUGUCCUUGCCUCAGACAAUGUCCUUGCAACAUCUGUGGUUGCUGCAUCCUUGGUGAGAAACUCGUUACACCCCCAGAAAGUAGUCCUGCACAUCAUAACAGAUAAGAAAACUUAUUUCCCGAUGCAAGCAUGGUUUUCGCUGCAUCCUUUGACGCCUGCAAUCAUUGAGGUUAAGGCACUUCAUCAUUUCGACUGGUUGUCCAAGGGUAAGGUGCCUGUACUGGAAGCAAUGGAAAAAGAUCAACGUGUUCGGUCACAGUUCAGAGGGGGAUCAUCUGCAAUUGUGGCAAACAAUACUGAGAAGCCUUAUGUUAUAGCAGCAAAGCUUCAAGCACUUAGUCCUAAGUACAAUUCAGUAAUGAAUCAUAUCCGUAUACAUUUACCAGAGUUGUUUCCCAGUCUCAACAAGGUGGUAUUCCUCGAUGAUGACAUAGUGGUGCAAACUGAUCUUUCACCUCUAUGGGACAUUGACAUGAAUGGGAAGGUUAAUGGAGCCGUGGAGACAUGUAGAGGUGAAGACAAGUUUGUGAUGUCAAAAAGGUUCAAGAGCUACUUGAACUUCUCCCACCCUCUGAUAGCAAAGAAUUUCAAUCCUGACGAAUGUGCAUGGGCUUAUGGCAUGAACAUUUUUGAUCUAGAAGCUUGGAGGAAAACCAACAUAAGCUUGACAUAUCACUCCUGGCUUGAAGAGGUAAUUCCUAUUGCCAACCACAUUGAUCUUAUUUUCUCAAAACAAGAUCUAUCAGGUUGGCCACUGCAGAUCACCAAGAGACUUUCAAUCAUCACCCAUAUUAUUGCAAUAUCCUUCAAAAAAGACCGGCCAUAUUUGUGCUAUAAACUGAAAUUGACUGUAAAAGCAACAUCUUUUUUUCUUACCUUGCAAAUUGAAGUUAUUAAUUACACUUACCAAUCUACGUACUUCUUUUUCAUGCAGAACUUGAAAUCAGAUCUGAGUUUGUGGCAACUUGGUACUUUGCCUCCUGGUCUAAUAGCAUUCCAUGGUCAUGUUCAUGUUAUAGAUCCUUUUUGGCACAUGUUGGGGCUAGGAUACCAGGACAAUACAAGUCUUGCUGAUGCAAAGAGUGCUGGCGUCAUCCAUUUCAAUGGCAGAGCAAAGCCCUGGCUAGACAUAGCAUUUCCUCAACUUCAGCCACUGUGGUCUAAGUACAUCGACUUCUCGGACAAAUUCAUCAAAGGCUGUCAUAUCAGAGCAUCUUAACAAGGAAUUUUCAGAGGAAUAUACUCAUCUUACAGUGAUAAAGCAUAUGUCUAUAUGAGAAAAUGAAAUGAGAAGAGUUCUUCAGACUCUGGAGGUCUUCAAUACCGAAUGUAAAAUGAAAGCAGUAGCAGUCUUUGCAUUUUUGGAACUCCUCAUGGUCAAAUAUACCGGAUCCCAUCUUUCCCCUUGACUCUCUAUUUUCUUUUUUCAUUUCUUCUCCUAAUGGGAAGAGCAUGCUGUAGAGUUUAGCUGCUAGUAAUUAUGAAUGUAGAAGAAGUUUUCUCGAUAUUCAGAUUACUCUGAGAUGCAAGCAGGUACAAAUUAUUAGUAAAAAAUAAGAAUUACAUCAACAGAUAGCCUGCUCAGUUGUCCAACUAAAGCACAACAUAAAAAACUGCAUUUGGGUCUAAAGAGAAAGAAAAGCUGCAUGUCUCCAGAAUAUUUGUGCUACCUAGACAGUUUCCUAGGAAUGAUUCCCGCAUGUCACAUUGACAGGUAAAUCAAAUUCAAAGCUCACGGGUCCAGCAUCUUGCAGUCAAAGCCGUAGAGACACAAAGCUCGUGUUUACCAAAAAUGAAAACAUAUUGCUCAUGUUCUGUGCUAAAUGCAAGUUAACAGUGCGUUUAUUGCUUAAUCCACACAAACAAGAAGAAUGCUAAACCAAGGGGCAGUAAUAGUACCUGGUUUCCCAAAUAUGACUAGAAAGACAGUAGCACUUACCUACCAAUGUGCCUCGUUUCUUCCUCCCAAAAGAUCAAAUAAAGAAGACAGCUUAACUUAUCAGAUUCUUUCAAGAAAAGGGAAACCAUUUGGCCAGUAUCCAAACAGCAUUCAUACAACGAAACAUUGUGAAUAAACCUUACCAAACAUAGGUCCUUUCAGGGAAAAUCUAUAAUACAUCAUAGGCAUGAUGCUUGUGUUAACUUUCUAACAUUUUAUAAUAAUUUGUUAGCCUUGCGCUGUACUAAGUUAGCAAGCAAUAUUAAGCAAUUGCAUCACGCAGUUGCUAAAUUAUUAUGAAAUAUUAAAAGAUUAGC
This is a messenger RNA of Carica papaya (papaya), 3353 nucleotides long. The record is from RefSeq and is a predicted model, not a curated record. NCBI's taxonomy places the organism in Eukaryota, Viridiplantae, Streptophyta, Magnoliopsida, Brassicales, Caricaceae.